Molecule: messenger RNA, 1149 nt
Organism: Quercus lobata
Lineage: Eukaryota; Viridiplantae; Streptophyta; Magnoliopsida; Fagales; Fagaceae
Exons: 5
Coding region: 1-1149 (382 amino acids)
Source: RefSeq, a predicted model, not a curated record
AUGGGUGUCCAGAGGAAGCCCCAGAAGAGUUUAAUGGAGCUGAUAGAAAAUCAACCUAGAAAAGGUGCAUCAGGGAAAUCCACACAGUCUCAGAUUCUCCCUUCUCUUCCCAAAUCUCCUCCUCCUGCUCCUCAACCACUUCAACCUAUCAAACCUAAACCUACUGAUCCCAAAAGGAAAAAGGAGCAGAAAGGGAAAGAAGUGAUUAAGACCGGGAGAUCUAGUUCGAUCCAUGAAGAAGAGGCUCAACGAGCUGCGAAGCAGCAAAAGGUCAGCCACGCAUCACAACGGGGCCUGGAGAGGUCGGACACUCAGCCUCUAGAGCCACAAGCUUGGCUUCCGGCACCCAUGCAUGGCUGGGAGCCCGUAAGGGAUGAUGCAUCACUCAGGGACUUCAACGGGGGUAUUGGGUUCCACAUUGCCUCGGCUGUGGAGGAGGCCUUGCUGCUUCCAAAAGACACGUCCGACCUGCAGAGCAUGAGGAAGAAUGAGGUCUUCCUUAAUUGUAAAAGAUAUCUGGGCAUGUUGGAAGAUGAGAGGAAAAGACGAACGACAGCUGUGCAAACACUUACCAUUGCUGAAAAUAGCAAUGCUGACCUAAAGAAAAAGCUAGCUAAGGAGCAGCAAGCUCGCCACAGUGCUGACUCGGCCUUGGAUGACGUGGAGCAGAUGGCAGCACUCAAAAAACAACUUGAGGAAGCCCAAACGCUGAAAGAUCAGGCUGAAAAGUCCAAGGCCGAAGCUGAGAAGGCAAGGAUUGAGGCCGAGAAGGCUAGGGACAAGGCCGAUUGGGAUGAAGCCCUUAACCGAGCUAGGGUUGAGGCUUCUUCUGAGUUGAGGAAACCAGAAAAUGUGUUUUACCCUUCUGCAAUACGAGCCUCGAACCUUCCUUCUGCUCAAGAUGAGGAUCCUCCUCUUCCCAGCCAGCAAGGGCCAACAAAAGAACCCGGUGUUUCCCAAGAAGUACCCUCAGACAAGGCUACAGUUGUUCCGGAGGUAGGAGCAGCUUCCCAAGGCUUUCAGCAAGACUUGGCUUCAACUGUCAUGCCCGCUGAAGGAGCCUCCAAAGAUAAAGAAGGAACAACUACCUCAGAGGCAGAUAACCCAGCAAACAAAACUUCCAAGCUUCAGAUCAAGUUGAAGAAAUGA